AUGCCGGCACCACCACCACCUCCACCACCUCCGCCGCCCAUGCCUGCAGCAAGGGGAGGUAUGUGUUGCGAAGAAGCAAGGCCUAGGAGAUGCGACAGACAUUGACCAAGACAGGCCCUCCGGUUCCUCCUGCUCCCCCACCGCCGCCUGCGAGCCUGCCCUCCAGACCCGGUGCGAAGCAAGCAAAAGGAAGAGUAUGUACAGAGUCGAGUGCACAACAGUUCGAGCAGGCUAUCUGUUGCUUGGAUCAGAGGGUAUGCUGACGAUGCUAUGAUCAGGGUGCUCUGCUAGGCGACAUUGAAAAGGGAGCGCGAUUGAAGAAAGUCACACAAGUCAACGACCGAUCAGCACCCAUUAUCGACAAGCCCAAGGACUCGGGCGGUCCGCCGAUGGGCGGCGCUCCUCCUGUUCCUGGAUUGCGACCUCCUGCCGGUCCAGGUGCGAAUCGAGCGAGGAGCAACAGUGAUCAGCCUGCCAACCCGGCCGCAGCGGGAGUCAUGGAGCAGGCACCGCAAUUGGGAGGAUUAUUUGCUGGUGGAAUGCCCAAAUUACGGAAAAGCGCUGGAGGAGUCAACAUGUACGACUCAGAUCCUGAGACCAAUUCAAGGAAAAGCCCGCCUCCCGCCAGACCACCAGCUGUUCCAAACGGUGCUCCUCCACGACCGGGCGGCGCACCGCCGGCACCACCUCCUGCUCCACCGGGCGUAGCUCCUAUUCCACCUUCCGUUGCUGCGUUGAAGAGCCAUCUAAGACCGACGAGCGCUCACUCAUUACCUGAGAUUACUGGCGCAAAACCAAAGCCUCCUCCGCCCAUUGGAAAGAAGCCUCCAAUCCCACCUCCUGCUGGGCGCAAACCUUCUGGAUUGACCACGGCUUCUACAACAUCAUUGCUAAUGCCUUCUCAACCUCUUUCGCGCCCAUCUUCAAGUCCAGCACCCCAAUCUGCGCCUCCCUUGCCUCCUCUACCACCCGGCGGCGCACCGCGACCCCCAUCUGCACAUGUGAAUAGAGCAGCACCUUCGCCUCCUUCAGCGCCACCUGCUCCCCCACCUCCUGCGCCUCAGAAGCAGACAUCAAACGUGCAAGACGACGAAGAGUACGACCCCUAUCGAUAUGAUCAGAAUCAAACAUCUCGGGGGGUACCUCCGGCUCCUCCUCCACCACCUCCACAAGUAAACGGGCACAAAGAACCGUCGCUUGCUGCGCAGGCAGCUCGGAAUGCUUUCGGAGCCAACAGAACUGCAAGUCCUGCUGUGCCUCCGCCUCCCCCACCUCCUGGCGCAGCGUCGAGCAGACCAACUACAUCACCAUCACCGGGACCUCCUUCUGCUCCGCGGCCUCCACCAAUCUCGCGGAAUACAUCGCAGGUUCCGUCUGCUCCACCUCCUCCGCCCGCGCCCAAAGCGAGCACUCCAGGUGGUAUCCCCACGGCGGGUGGCGUGAGCGUCGGAAAUUCAGGCACAGCACCCAUGACGAAUGGAAGGUCACGAGCAGACUCAGACGCCCUGAGAAGCGGUAAUCUGGGAGGUCUUGGUGGCACUGGAGGAAGCUAUGCUGGAGGUGGAGGGCGAUAUGUCGUUCAGGACACUAGAUUCAAAUUCCAGGACGACGGGCAACUGCCAAAACCAAGAGAUUUCACGGGAGGACCGAAGAGAUACCGAGCGGGCAGAGGAAGCAGUGUGCCUUUGGACUUGAAAGCUUUUGAUUGA
Molecule: messenger RNA, 1709 nt
Organism: Lecanosticta acicola
Lineage: Eukaryota; Fungi; Ascomycota; Dothideomycetes; Mycosphaerellales; Mycosphaerellaceae
Source: the annotation of a GenBank genome assembly